CAGAAUAACGAACACAAUGCCCCCCCCUCCUCCCCACACACACACACACACCUACCCCGCCCCGGGGCUGCUGCAGGAACAGACAGGAGAGCAAAAGAGGGGAAGAACCACUCAACCGUUCGCAGAGUUGAGGAGAGACACAUGAUCCUUCUCUCAAAGGGGAUAAACAUUUCAACUGUGGAAGACAACUGAAAAGACUGAAAACUCCACUUGAAUGAGGAAUAUUUGGACAUCCAGGACAGCUUUCACAUAAGGAAAACCGAUGUAAAGAACUGUGGAUACCUAUACAGGUAUUUUGCGGAGUUGCUGUAUACUUUUUCUCUCAGUAUUUCAUCACAUAAAACCACACAACCUGAGCGUUCCUCAGUAUUUCAGGGUUUUGUUUGCCUGUUGUACAUGGUUGGAUUAACAAACUGAACUUUUAAGCUGAUUUUUUAUGCAGAUCUGACUGAUUGAAAAGAACAUUUUCACUCUGUGCAUGUUCCAAACUCACCAGCCUGAUCUAAAGAUGUAUAACAUCACCCUGCAAACUGAUAACAUCAGUACACUGGGUGUCAUUCAAAAUGACAAGAACUGCAACAAGAGCGAUGACUUCAAGUACCCUCUAUACAGCUCGUUUUUCAGCCUGGUGUUUGUAGUCGGAUUUUUCUUCAACAUGGUGGCCGUAUACAUUUUUGGCUGUAGACUGAAGCUGCGAAAUGAGACCACGACAUACAUGAUAAACCUUGUCGUUUCAGACUCUCUCUUCGUUCUCAGUUUGCCUUUUCGGGUUGUUUACUUUAUUAAACGCGACUGGAUGUUUGGAAGUGUGCUCUGCAAGAUCUCGGUGGCCCUUUUCUACACCAACAUGUACGGCAGCAUCCUCUUCCUCACCUGCAUCAGCGUUGACCGCUUUCUGGCCAUUGUGCACCCAUUCCGUUCGCAGGCCAUUCGCACUAAGAGGAAUGCCAAACUGGCCUGCUGCACGGUGUGGGUGUUGGUUCUCUCUGGAAGUAUACCCACAGGGUUUCUUUUGGACACCACCUCACCCAAAUAUGCCAACUCCUCCUCAAACUACUGCUUUGAAAACUACUCCAAAAACCAGUGGAAGUCUGAGCUGUCCAAGGUGGUGGUGUUUAUUGAGACCGUGGGCUUCAUCAUCCCGUUGAUGGUCAAUGUGUGCUGCUCGGUCAUGGUGCUACGGACACUGAGGAAACCGCAAACCAUUAGCCGUGGAUCGAACCUCAACAAGGCAAAAAUCCUGAGGAUGAUCCUGGUGCAUCUGCUCAUCUUCUGCUUCUGUUUCAUUCCCUACAAUGUCAAUCUCAUCUUCUACGCCUUGGUCCGCUCCAGUGUUCUGAAGGGAUGCUACGCAGAAUAUGUGGUCAGAACCAUCUACCCCAUUGCUCUGUGCAUAGCAGUGACCAACUGCUGCUUUGAUCCAGUUAUUUACUACUUCACUUCAGAGACCAUUCAGAGCUCCAUCAAACGCAAGUCCACAGCCUGGCACAAUGGUGCUAAGCUAUUAGACAGACUACAGAUGGACAGUAGUCAAAAUACAACACUGAAAAGCCAGACCCUGAGAGACUGAGAUCAAAAAUGUUUGACAAGGACUCGACGGUCUGAUGACAACUCUAUUAUGUGACAUGAUUAAGCGAUACCCAUUCAGUGGGCAUUGCUGGUGAUUCUGAGGACAUGGGCGGAAGCAGAGUGGCCAUGAACACAUAAACACAAUGUUACUAAGGAGUCACUCUCUCAGUGUCUACUGGACACCACAGAGACUUUAGACUGGGACUUAGGACACUGAUCCUUAUGCAGUCAAUAAAAGAGCAGAGCAAGUCAAACAUCUAAAAAAGUAAAGUGUGCUGCAGACUGAAUAGCCUUCAUGAGGGUGACAAUUCAUGAACGCACAAGUUGGAAAACUCCUCAGUCUGUUAGAGAACGAGUUAUGAAUUUAUAAUGUGCAUUCGUAGAAAUGACAGGUGUGUAAGCUGUAGUCAUGCGAUGGUGCUGCACAUAAGAUGUUGUAAUUGUAGCUUAUUCCAAAGUGCAGAUUCUUCUUUAGAAACCGUAUUCUUUGACAAUGCUGAACCAGUAUUAUAUCUUUUUUUUUUUAUGUUCUGUGCUGUGCAGUUUCUAAGUAUUUGUGGCCUUAUGCAGGCUUUUAAGCACUUUAUAGAGCAGCAUAUUCCAUAACUAACCCUUAUACUGAAAACAAAUAAAAGAGUUAUUAACUUUCAUUUUUGGGGGUUUUAAAUUCACUACUUGUUCGACAGAAUCGGGAUGUUGUGAAAUGUUUGACAUUAGCAGGAUAUCAUUUGUCUGUAAGUCUCUUUGGGUGCUACCAAAUCAUUUGUAUAGGCGUAUUAGUCACACAGGUACAAACAACACAGCUAUAGAUACUGUGGUUUGCCAAGGCCACAAAAGCACAAUGACUCAAUUUCAGAUACAAGCCGUAGGCGUGGUCAACAAUUUACAGCUGCCUUACACGAGACAACGCUGCACUAACACUGCCAACGGCCUUAUCUAGAUAACACUUCUGCAGAAAAUUUAGAAAGGGUAAAAACAUGAAAACCUGGCAAAAAUUCAGAAUCUGCCCCGUUCUAUUUCUGCCUAUGCAACAAGAUUGAAGUAGGAAAUUAAAUUAAUUAAUUAAUGCUCAGUUACAACACAACGAAUGUUCAGUCAACUCCCUGAUGGGAAACACUUAGAAAGUGAAUCAUCUAAGCCAGACUGACUAAAUGUGAAAACACAGCUCAGAAAUAUGGUGCAACUUGAAUACGUGUGAAAUAUUCAGUCCUCCUUGCAAAAGGUGUGUGCUGCAAGACCGAGCACUACUGCAUUCCUGUUGAGAGGCUUAGCCCGAGGGUCUGCACUGACAAGGUAGUCUCAUCAUGACCACAUGCUGAUGUGAAAGAUUGUGAAACCAAAGCAGGCGAGCAACAACAUGCCUCCUAUGGUAGAACGCUUGCAAAGGAGAGCACAGAGUUGGUGGUGGCUGGAAUCGUGACACAUCCGGUGGAUAAUGCACAGCUUAAAAUUGAAACUAUUUCUAAACUCUUACUUUGCUUCUUUUUACAUCUAUGAUACAGAUGGACUUUUUCUACCCAGCACAAAUGAAAU
Molecule: messenger RNA, 3102 nt
Organism: Toxotes jaculatrix (banded archerfish)
Lineage: Eukaryota; Metazoa; Chordata; Actinopteri; Toxotidae
Product: lysophosphatidic acid receptor 6-like
Exons: 1
Coding region: 479-1570 (363 amino acids)
Biological process (GO): positive regulation of Rho protein signal transduction; phospholipase C-activating G protein-coupled receptor signaling pathway
Cellular component (GO): membrane
Molecular function (GO): lysophosphatidic acid receptor activity
Source: RefSeq, a predicted model, not a curated record